Cordyceps fumosorosea ARSEF 2679 is the source of this 1209-nucleotide messenger RNA. Its product is annotated as Protein kinase-like domain protein. The transcript has 2 exons. Lineage: Eukaryota; Fungi; Ascomycota; Sordariomycetes; Hypocreales; Cordycipitaceae. Bases 1 to 1209 code for a protein of 402 amino acids. Gene Ontology annotation, molecular function: ethanolamine kinase activity; choline kinase activity. The record is from RefSeq and is a predicted model, not a curated record. Gene Ontology annotation, biological process: phosphatidylethanolamine biosynthetic process; phosphatidylcholine biosynthetic process. Gene Ontology annotation, cellular component: cytoplasm.
AUGGCUCCCGCCGCCGUUAGCACCGGCCCCGGCCAUGUGCGCUUCAUCCCCUUGACCUACGACCCCUCCGACUCCCAGGCCUCCGCCCUUAAGCUCAUCCACACCAUUGCGCCUCACUGGGCGAACGACGACCAUGUCGAGUUUGUCCGCUUCACCGACGGCAUCACAAACACCCUCCUCAAGGCCAUCAACCGCCGUCCAGGCAUGUCCGCGGCCGAGAUUGACCGCGAGGCGAUCCUCCUCCGCGCCUACGGCAACGGCACCGACAUUCUCAUCGAUCGCGAGCGUGAGGCCGCCAAUCACGAGCUGCUCAUGAAGUACAACCUCGCACCCGCCCUUCUUGCCCGCUUCGCCAACGGCAUGCUUUACCGCUUCGUCCCCGGUGGCGUUGCACAGCCCAAGGACCUUCCCGAUCCCGUCCUCAGCAAAGCCAUCGCCCGUCGUUUGGCGCAAUGGCAUGCCACAGUUCCAUGCUUGCCCGAUGCUAGAAACUCGACCACCAACAUUGACCUGACUGGCAGCAGCAACAAGGCCAAGAUUGCCAACGCGGCCCCCGGAAAGCCUAUUCCCAACCUGUGGUCAACCAUCCAGAAAUGGAUCCUCGCUCUGCCCGUCGGCACCGAGGCCGAGCGCGAACGUCAGGUCAAGUUGCAAACAGAGUUGGAGCUUGUCGUCAAACAGCUCAGCCAACGCCCAGGCUUCGGGCAAAACGGACUUGUAUUUGCCCAUUGCGACCUGCUGUGCGCCAACGUCAUUAUGCACAACGAUGACGACAAGCCUUUUUCUGUCAGCUUCAUUGACUACGAGUACGGCACGCCCUCUCCUGCCGCUUUCGACAUCGCCAACCACUUUGCUGAGUGGGCCGGUUACGACUGCGACUAUGCCGUCAUCCCCCGUCGAAGCCAGCGUCUAACCUUUGUGCGUGAAUACAUUGAGACGUACGUAGAGCUCUCGGGACAGGAUCUCGACAUUGAACGCGAGACGGCCAAAAUGAUGCAGGAUGUGGACGAUUUCCGUGGUGUCCCUGGCUUCUACUGGGGUAUCUGGUCGUCCAUUCAGGCCACCAUCUCCAAGAUUGAUUUCGACUAUGCUUCUUACGCGGAGCUGCGUCUCGGAGAGUACUGGGCAUGCAAGCAUGAGCAAGAUGGCACGCGUGCCGCCUCGGGCAAAGAGAUGCCCUUGCGCGAGUUGACAUGGGGAAGCGAAUAA